Messenger RNA from Homalodisca vitripennis (glassy-winged sharpshooter), 712 nucleotides. RefSeq lists its product as uncharacterized. The transcript has a single exon. Lineage: Eukaryota; Metazoa; Arthropoda; Insecta; Hemiptera; Cicadellidae. The annotation marks the transcript as partial. The record is from RefSeq and is a predicted model, not a curated record.
CCAAGUGAUAAACAGCAAAGACUUUCGGAAGCUGUGUGAAGUGCUGAAAUCACAGAUCCGCCACCUCGAACUAAAUGAUUUAAUUGAAGUUUUGAAGUGCAUGGGAUAUUUGGGUGUUCCGGCUGACACUAAGGUCAUGAACAUUCUUCUUGGGAUAUUGUCUAAGCAGGUUAAUGAUCUUACCCUUCAGCAAAUUACAUUCCUCGACUUCGUCAUGAAAGACUUCAAGUCAACUCCUCUUGUGAAAGCAUUGAAGAUCGCAUUGCCCAUUGUCUUUGAAGCCAACCUUCAGACUAAGUGUGAUUUUGACAAUGUGUCCCAGUUGAGUGAACUUUUGUCAUUUGUGUCUAAAAGAAAGAAUAUGGAGAGAAGCACACAGCUGUUAGUGAAUGCUCUGAAUAACAGAAGAGACCAGUUAAGUUUAAAAGAAGCAACAAAUAUUGUUUAUGCGCUCUGUGACAAUAAGUUUUAUAGUGGAAACUUCCAGACUCUAUUUUGUUAUACAUUAGAUAUAAUUACCGAUUCUCUCGAUAGCAUGGACUUUUAUGAGAUGGAAUCAAUUCUGUCAAGACUCUAUUGGAAACAUUCUGAUUCAAAUGGUAACACUUCCUACUACCAUGAGGGGUACUGUAACGGUUGUGCUCAUAUGGUUAUAAAGAAAGAUUAUAGUUUUGAACACACUUUGUGGAUUCUAAAGAAACUUAUUAAGUUU